This is a messenger RNA of Hippocampus zosterae (dwarf seahorse), 2753 nucleotides long. RefSeq names its product ubiquitin specific peptidase 49 (gene usp49). The record is from RefSeq and is a predicted model, not a curated record. Gene Ontology annotation, biological process: protein deubiquitination. Lineage: Eukaryota; Metazoa; Chordata; Actinopteri; Syngnathiformes; Syngnathidae. The coding region runs from base 334 to 2361 and encodes 675 amino acids. The transcript is spliced from 7 exons. Gene Ontology annotation, cellular component: cytoplasm. Gene Ontology annotation, molecular function: cysteine-type deubiquitinase activity; zinc ion binding.
CCGACUGCCGCUCAGCCUGCGUCCAAUGAGAGCGGAGGGGUCCGGGCUCGCAUCGAGAGUUGGGUUGCUCAAUCUGAGUGAGGACAACAAGCUGAUUUUUUUUUCUUCCUCUCUGAUGUGCCGGAUGGAUGCGUUCCGCUCCGGCGAUGAAUAUUCCAGUGGCUGCUGCUGACGACAGUGGAUAUGGAUGAUACAGAGCAUUGCUGUUUUCUUCAAACUCGGUGAGGUUUUGCGUGAAAUCUGACCCAUCCAACUAUUUGAAGAAAUGUCUUGCUGCUCGGCGAGAGGACGUGCGUCCUACCACUGAGGGGCCCCCCAUGCUCAUGCGGAGAGAUGGAUCGCUGUAAGCACGUGGUGCGCCUUCGCCUGGGCCACGACCACUCCAUCCUCAAUCCGCAGAAAUGGCACUGCGUGGACUGCAGCACCACCGAUUCGGUGUGGGCUUGCCUCAAGUGCUCCCACGUGGCCUGCGGACGCUUCAUGGAGGAGCACUCGCUCAAACACUUUCAGGAGUCCCACCACCCGCUGGCCAUGGAGGUGCGGGAGCUGGACGUCUUCUGCUUUGCUUGCGGAGACUAUGUACUCAAUGACAACGCGGAAGGAGACCUCAAGCUCCUCCGAGGGGCCCUCUCCACCGUUCGCAACCCCGAUACGCGCUCGCUGCGCUCCUCGGUUUGGCGGACGUACACCCACAGGGGCGGGGAGAGCGGGCCGCAGCCUCCCAUGCAGCUGGCGUUGCGUCACAGGAGAAAAACCCUCUUGGUCAAGAUGCUUCAGAGGUGGACGAGCAGACAUAAAGAGUUGCAGGCGGAGCGCCAAGAGAAGCUGGAGGAGGCGAGAAGACAAAAGAAAGAGGUGAAAAGGAGACUGUUGGAAGAGCUGGGCAGCGUCCCGCCCAGAAAGAGCGCUCGGCUUCUCACUCAAGCGCCACGUUCAACCAUCACCCUCAUUCCCUGUAAGUUCCGAGACCCCCCGGAACGCCUACCUCCUCCUCCUCCUCCUGCUCCGCCCAAGAGGCCUUCCCUCCUUGCCUUGUCACGAAAGCCCCCCACGAACGGCAGAGCUGCAAAACUGAGGCGGUACUACUCGGCCCAUUCGGCGAGCCGCCGACGCCUCGCUCCGGGGGUCACCGGUCUGCGUAACCUGGGGAACACGUGCUACAUGAACUCCAUCUUGCAAGUGCUGAGUCACCUGCAAAAAUUCAGGGAGUGUUUUCUCACCUUGGACCUGUGCGAGACCGAGGAGCUGCUGGCCAAGACCAACCACGCGCAGGGGGUGAAGGCGGUAGCCGGUAGUGUGGUCAGCAGCGGUAACAUGCCUCUGACCUCAUGUCCCCUGGGGCGCGUGGGAAAUGUGACGGUGGGCAAAAAGGAAAGCCCCCCACCCACCCCGCAGACUGCCGAGUUGGUCCAGCCCAAGGAGACUCGUUGCUCCACCCGCCAGCAGAUGUCCCUGUGCCACGAAUUGCAUACUCUUUUCAGGGUCAUGUGGUCGGGCCGCUGGUCUUUGGUGUCUCCCUUCGCCAUGCUGCACUCCGUGUGGAACCUCAUCCCGGCUUUCCGCGGCUAUGACCAGCAGGACGCGCAGGAGUUCCUGUGCGAGCUGCUGGACAAGGUGCAGCAGGAGCUGGACACGGAAGCCUCCAAACGGCGGAUCGUCAUCCCCAUCACCAAGAGGAAGCUUUCCAAGCAAGUGCUCAAGGUGCUGAACACCAUCUUUCAUGGGCAGCUACUCAGCCAGGUGACGUGUCUGUCCUGCAAGCACAAGUCAAACACAGUUGAGCCAUUCUGGGACUUGUCUCUGGAGUUUCCCGAGCGCUACCACAGCGUCAACAAAGGCUCCACAGCCUACCAGCGCAGCUGCACCCUCACCGAAAUGCUGUCCAAGUUCACCGAGAUGGAAGCGCUGGAAGGCAGCAUUUAUGCCUGCAACCACUGCAACAAGAGAAGAAGGAAAACAUCCCACAAGCCUUUAGUUCUUUCAGAAGCCCAUAAGCAGCUUCUGAUCUACCGUUUACCUCAGGUUCUACGGCUGCACCUCAAGCGGGGCAGGUGGUCGGGGAGGAACCAUCGAGAGAAAAUCGGCGUCCACGUGGCCUUCGACCAGGUUCUGAACAUCAAACCCUAUUGCUGCACGGGCUCAGGUCACUCUGUUCACAGAGGGGGCUACACCUACGACCUGUCGGCCGUGGUGAUGCACCACGGCAAAGGCUUUGGCUCAGGGCACUACACCGCAUACUGCUACAACACAGAAGGAGGUUUCUGGGUCCACUGCAAUGACUCUGAGAUGAAGGUUUGCAGCGUGGAGGAAGUGUGCAACACUCAGGCCUACAUUCUCUUCUACACCCAGAGGUCCGCUUAGGGACUUCUCGCUGUGAGCCUGAGCUGCGUUUAUGAAAUUGUUUCGCACCCAGAUGUCACCAAACACACUCUUGAAAAUGGCAAUAGGCACUAAUGUUUCGAUGAUGUUCCCGGCGGGCCGCGGCGAUGACAUUUCAGACCACCAUAGAUGUGGGACAAAGCAAACGUGACAGACCAAAAAGAAUUUGCCACAACAGUUGCUGUGUUGGUUAGCCUUUGCGGGAGCACGUAAUUGCUUCAAAGGCAGCAAAACUUUGGUACGGAGAAGAACGGGAGGGGGAUGAAUUCCCAUGGCCCCAAAUCCUAAAUGAGUUUGCCAUGGCCACCGAGAACAAAAUGUAAGCAGAGCAUGAACUGACAAAUGUCCUAAGUGGAUUUGCACAGACCUCCGCC